Molecule: messenger RNA, 1741 nt
Organism: Canis lupus familiaris (dog)
Lineage: Eukaryota; Metazoa; Chordata; Mammalia; Carnivora; Canidae
Gene: PRSS27
Product: serine protease 27
Exons: 6
Coding region: 755-1633 (292 amino acids)
Biological process (GO): proteolysis
Molecular function (GO): serine-type endopeptidase activity
Source: RefSeq, a predicted model, not a curated record
GGGAACGUUAGUGUGGAAUCUUCUGGAAGACAGCACUCUGCCCCCAGGCUUCCACCUGGCACCCCUACUGUGAAGAGUGCCCAGUCCUGCCUGUGCCUGCUCAGCCUCCAGGGUCCACCUCCUCCACUCCAUGGUCCAGCAGGGAGGAAUGGGGUCCUUGUAAAAACCCCCGGGGGCUAGCCCAACCGCUUCCUGCCCUGCAGCCUCUCCCUGCAACCUCUCCCCACUGUGGGACGGGUUACUUGGGGUCCAAGAGCGAACUUGCCACACCCUCUGGUCUCCAAAGGGGUCAGGCUGAGGUGGGGAGGAGCUGUCCCGAGCCGCCCCAGCUCUGAUCAGAUUCGCCCCCGGUGACCCAGAUACAGCGCUGGGGGCGCGGGGAGACCUGCAGGUGCUGCUGGCCCUGGGCUGGGGUGUCGAGGCUGGGGCGGAGGUUCUCGUGAGGCCCAAGAGUAGGCCCUGUGUCUGCAUCGAGAUGGAUCCCGGGGAGACGGGCCCUACUCUGACCCCGCUGCCUGUCCCCUCAGCUGGGGGAGGUGGCUUCUCCCCACGACCUGGGGACCACAGACGCCUGCGUGAGACUCCAGGGAGAACAGACUGUGUGUGAGCAGCUCUGGGGCCUCUUCCCGGAUCCCAGCUCCAGCGUGUUCCAGGGUCGGGUGACAGCGCCCAAACAGGCCCAGAGCUUCCAGACGAGCACGGGGUUGGGGGGGCUCAGGGAGCCGAGGUAUCACACGUGUGUGGGCGCCCAAGGAUGCUGAACCGGAUGGUGGGCGGCUGGGACGCCCUGGAGGGCGAGUGGCCCUGGCAGGUCAGCAUCCAGCGCAACGGAAGCCACUUCUGCGGGGGCAGCCUCCUCACAGAGCGAUGGGUCCUCACGGCAGCGCACUGCUUCUCCAACACCUCCGAAACCUCCCUGUACCAGGUCCUGCUUGGGGCGCGGCAGCUGGUGAGGCCAGGGCCACACGCCGUGUACGCCCGCGUGAAGCGGGUGGAGAGCAACCCCCUGUACCGGGGCAUGGCUUCCAGCGCCGACGUGGCGCUGGUGGAGCUGGAGGCGCCUGUGACCUUCACCAACUACAUUCUCCCCGUGUGUGUGCCUGACCCUUCGGGGGCCUUUGAGGCGGGCAUGAGCUGCUGGGUCACCGGCUGGGGCAGCCCCAGUGAGGAAGACCGCCUGCCCAGCCCACGGGUCCUGCAGAAGCUUGCAGUGCCCAUCAUCGACACGCCCAAGUGUAACCUGCUCUACAGCAAGGACGCCGAGGCUGGCCUCCAGCCCAAAGCCAUCAAGGAUGACAUGCUGUGUGCUGGCUUUGCUGAGGGCAAGAAGGACGCCUGCAAGGGCGACUCGGGGGGACCCCUGGUAUGCCUGGUGGGCCGGUUGUGGUUGCAGGCAGGAGUCAUCAGCUGGGGCGAGGGCUGUGCCCGCCGGAACCGCCCAGGUGUCUAUAUCCGGGUCACCUCCCACCAUGACUGGAUCCAUCGCAUCAUCCCAAACCUACAAUUCCAACAGGCCGAGUUGGGUGGCCAGAAGCGGGGGCCCCAGGUCCAGCAGCACCUCCUGGACUCUGUGCCCCGCCUGGCAGCCCACAUGCUCCUCUCAGUCCUCGCGGCCCUCCUGGCCCUCCUCUGAGCCCCGGGACCCACGGUGUACAUUUGUAAAUAGCGCUCCUGUCCUCUCUGGUCAAAUGCCCAGUUGUUUUUUUAUUUAUGUUUAUGCUCCAAUAAAAACCUGACCUCA